AUGGCGGCACGUGGUCGCACUCGCAAACCGAUUCCAGAAGAAGGCCCGUACAAGGCAUUUGUUGGGAAUUUACCGUUCGAUAGUGUGCAAGGGGAUAUCGAUGCUAUUUUCAAGGAUUUAACGGUAGCAAUUUGUCCGCUUCAUUUUAAUCCUCAUAAAAUAUCGAUCCGUGAAACGCGUAUGAUGCGUGAUCAUGAGUCGGAUCGUUUCAAGGGUUUCGCUUAUGUGGAAUUCGCCACUCGCGAGGAUUUAGAGCGCGCACUGGAAUUGGAUGGAUGUAUGUUCGAUAACCGUGUGCUGCGUAUAGAUGUAGCAGACGCACCUCGAGGUCGUAGUGGGAAUCGAGGAGGUUUUGGGGGACGUGGUGGAGGUCGCGGAGGGGGAUUUAGAGAUGAAGGGCGUGGAGGGCCGCCAAGUUAUGAACGGCAGUCGUUAGAUCGGUCAGAUCGAGGUGGUGCUCAAGGAGGGUUCAGCGGUGGUCGUGGAGGGAUGAUGCGAGGUGGUGGGAGUAGGAGAGGACCCGGGGGUGGCUCAUUUCCUCCGCCGGAAGAGGAAUUCGUCGCACAUCCAGCGGAACCAGGACGUCCGCGUCUGCAGCUGAAACCGCGCACCACGGAUCCAGAAGAGCUUGAAAGGAUCAAGCAACGAGAAGAAGAGGAAACGAAAAAACGUCAAGCACAUAUCUUCGGUGCAGACAUUUAG
Messenger RNA from Anisakis simplex (herring worm), 702 nucleotides. NCBI's taxonomy places the organism in Eukaryota, Metazoa, Nematoda, Chromadorea, Rhabditida, Anisakidae. The record is from the annotation of a GenBank genome assembly.